AUGUCUUUGCUCCUGACCUUGCCAUUCGAAAUCCGUCUACAGGUCUGGACCCUCGUCGUCGGCCCUCACACAGUCGAACCAUGCAAAGUAUCCACAACCCGAGACGGAGACGGAGACCGUACAAGGAUCUGCAGACCCGAAAAAUGCGGUCGCGAGAACUUCAACAUCUACACGUGUCUGGAUACCCGGUUGUUGCGCGUCAACCGACAGAUCCACGACGAAGUCCGACCGUUGCUGAUGGGCCUCACUGGAUCGCCGAAAGAGACAACGAAACGCUUUGUCGUCUGCGACGGGGUCUGUCUGGAGAGACUGUUUCUCGGCACGAGGCCACAGGAUCGACGCUGGAUUCGGUAUAUCCAGGUCCGGCUGUUUGUUGGGGAUGCGAGGCCCGAGGUCCUGCUGGCCAAGAGAGGCCACGGGUUGCUGGAAUAUGGCGAAGCUUGUUGUGGUGCUUUUGUGCAGAGUGCGUUGAGCUGUUCGGGGGUGGGAGGGUUGGUGGAUGCAGUUCCGUCGGAGAAGGAGAAGAAGGUCGAAGUCGAGGAAGAUGAAAGAGGACGCAGGACGUUAUGGGUCGACCUGGUUCUGGGGUGA
Molecule: messenger RNA, 591 nt
Organism: Capronia coronata CBS 617.96
Lineage: Eukaryota; Fungi; Ascomycota; Eurotiomycetes; Chaetothyriales; Herpotrichiellaceae
Exons: 1
Coding region: 1-591 (196 amino acids)
Source: RefSeq, a predicted model, not a curated record